AUGGAGUCUUCGAAAAAGGGUGUUCAGGACGUGUAUCUGCAUGACCUUGAUCGAGACUACUAUGGAACCACAGCAAGUGACGACGGAUCGAUUAGCCCGUCGACGAGAGAUUUCAGCCAUUUUUCCAAUCGAAAUAUUCAUCAGAACAGAUAUGCCGGAACGAAAUCGCACCGCUCGUCCAUCUCCUCCCUUCCAGGCUCAGUUUUGAUUCAUGCACAAGCAAAUAUACCUAGCGGAGAGGAUGACCACCACUCUAGUACUGUGGAGAGGUCCCAUUACCCUGAUAAGAAAAAUCGGCAGCUGUCGUUUGUGACACGAGGACGAGACGGAGACUGCCCCUUUAGAAACCCCAGCUCCGUUCGGGCGAUGCAAAUGGGUGACGAGGACUCUGAAUUGGAUGCUUUCUCACCAGCCCACAUGACAUUAAGAGCGCGCAAGCAAAGGGAAAGCUUUCGCGCACAGUCGCCUAGUAUAUCAGAGAUUUCCAUGCCCAUGCACUCCGGGGCGGCAUCGCCAUCUUCAUCAAUGCAAAAGUAUUGUCGAUCACUACCUCAAAUGGUACUUGAAGAAGAGACGAAAAGGGACUACCCACUUGUCCUUCUGCAUUGCACCCUACUAUCGCCAUCACUAUUGCUCCCAACUCGAAUGGGCACCCCAAAUUCGGAACUACUACAGGAAGUGCUCCCAGAUAUUUACUGGAGGCGGUGGAAAUUGCUUGAGGACAAAGUAUCUGCUUCAGGUGUUUUACGGGACCGUGGAGUACUUAUUUCUCAUCCACAGGAAGUUUAUGACCUACUGGAGGAACGCCUGCUAGAAAGUUUAGAAUUAAUCCGACCACGUUUGGCAUACGGCCACUUUCUAGGGGUUGAAGACGGUACAGAUAGCUACACCAAGGAACACAAGGAUGAAUCAGGAUGCACUGUCAUAGAUUCUGGAGACGGAGCUAAAUGCGAUGACUGUGGCCGACAUAUCAUAAACACUUCAGAAAGUGAAGAACGAAAGUGGGAAGUUAGGAUAUAUGCCGCGAAUGGGUUGAUGAGAGCUGGAGCUUGGGCAGCUGCUUGGAGGGAUAUGGAAAAGGUUGAUGUGGAAGUCGGGCUGUGGUUGCCAAGCGAUAUCAGGCGGGAGUUGGAGCGAAGGAUGGCGGAGGAAGACAUUUUCCGCCUGGAGGCGGAGCUCCGCUCCGUCGACGACAAACGAAGCCAGAAAAUGAGUGGUACCAAUUCUUCUAGCGCCGAGGCGUCUCGCCAACCUUCUCAUCAUAAAAUUCAAGGGACUCAGAGACAGUUACCAAAAUUGUCAUAUGUGGGCUGGGUGCGUCGAUUUGCCAUUGAUUUCCCAAGCAAGAAGUUUCAGGGUUUAGGUAUUCAGCCUCGGUUCCAAUUCGAGCAAUUCUCUCUUUUUGAUCCUGCCGUAAGCCUGAUAUCCGCGAUUAUCCUGACUCUAGCCUUUAGCUACGGCUGCUUUGGAGGGCCUAGCACUUGGGUUACGCAUACGCCUACAACGGCAGAACCUCAAAAUGUGGUAACAGUGACGGCGUACCAUACGCUUCCGAUGCACACGACGACGGUUUUUGCAUCAGCGUCAACCUCUAGCACACUUCCCCGCAGUGCCUCCAUCACCGUCUCGGUGAAUGGGUCAACCUUCCGGUCUGACAUGACGUCAAAAAUAGAAGAAAAUAAGGUUGGGUUACCGACUGCUCUAGAACCAGUUCUAGAUGUGGAGUCAUAUAGAACCACAGCCUGCAGUGAUGAUGACAUUUUGCUGCCUACUUGUCCGUCGCCACGGGAGAAAAAUUUGGAAUCAACCACUGGCUUGUCGGUUGGCGAUACUGUGAAUGCGAAGGGCGACAACCAGAAAGAAACGGUCUAUUAUGGGACAGAACCAAACGCCAUUGUCUGA
Messenger RNA from Ophidiomyces ophidiicola, 1902 nucleotides. RefSeq lists its product as uncharacterized. The transcript has a single exon. The record is from RefSeq and is a predicted model, not a curated record. Lineage: Eukaryota; Fungi; Ascomycota; Eurotiomycetes; Onygenales; Onygenaceae. The coding region runs from base 1 to 1902 and encodes 633 amino acids.